This is a messenger RNA of Mugil cephalus (flathead mullet), 5424 nucleotides long. Its product is annotated as mucin-2-like. The transcript has 20 exons. Lineage: Eukaryota; Metazoa; Chordata; Actinopteri; Mugiliformes; Mugilidae. The coding region runs from base 201 to 4670 and encodes 1489 amino acids. The record is from RefSeq and is a predicted model, not a curated record. Gene Ontology annotation, cellular component: apical plasma membrane.
GAAUCCUUCACUCCCUCUCACAAAUACUCCAGGUACUGACAAAUGUUCACCUCCAUUUUUUGAGAGGCAGUUGAGGUGUCAGUACCUCUGUCAGUGUCAGGUCCUAUCACUCGUUCGAACAUUGUCGUGAAUAUAAGAAUAUUUCUGCAUAUUUGGACUCUUCUGGGUGACAUAAAGGAACCAAGACAGACUUAAGGAGGAUGGGGACCCUCAUAUUCCUUCUCCUACUAGCAGGACUAGUGGGAAUGACAUCAGCUCAAUUAAAUAACAUGACAUCAGCAAACAUGACUACCUCAUCACCAGCAGGCAAUGAGACAUCACUAGCAUUUAAUGCAACCUCGUCACCAGCAGGCAAUGAGACAUCACUAGCAGUUAAUACAACCUCAUCACCAGCAGGCAAUGAGACAUCACCAGCAGGCAAUGCGACAUCACCAGCAGUUAAUGCAACCUCAUCACCAGCAGGCAAUGAGACAUCACCAGCAGUUAAUGCAACCUCACCACUAGCAGGCAAUGAGACAUCAUCAUCAGUUAAUGCAACCUCAUCACCAGAAGUUAAUGUAACCUCAUCACCAGCAGGCAAUGAGACAUCACCAGCAGUUAAUGCAACCUCAUCACCAGCAGGCAAUGAGACACCAGCAGGCAAUGAGACAUCACCAGCAGUUAAUGCAACCUCAUCACCAGAAGUUAAUGCAACCUCAUCACCAGAAGUUAAUGCAACCUCAUCACCAGCAGGCAAUGAGACAUCACCAGCAGGCAAUGAGACAUCACCAGCAGGCAAUGAGACAUCACCAGCAGUUAAUGCAACCUCAUCACCAGCAGGCAAUGAGACAUCACCAUCAGUUAAUGCAACCUCAUCACCAGAAGUUAAUGUAACCUCAUCACCAGCAGGCAAUGCGACAUCACCAGCAGUUAAUGCAACCUCAUCACCAGAAGUUAAUGCAACCUCAUCACCAGAAGUUAAUGCAACCUCAUCACCAGCAGGCAAUGAGACAUCACCAGCAGUUAAUGCAACCUCAUCACCAGCAGGCAAUGAGACAUCACCAUCAGUUAAUGCAACCUCAUCACCAGAAGUUAAUGUAACCUCAUCACCAGCAGGCAAUGCGACAUCACCAGCAGUUAAUGCAACCUCAUCACCAGAAGUUAAUGCAACCUCAUCACCAGCAGUUAAUGCAACCUCAUCACCAGCAGGCAAUGAGACAUCACCAGCAGUUAAUGCAACCUCAUCACCAGAAGUUAAUGCAACCUCAUCACCAGCAGGCAAUGAGACAUCACCAGCAGUUAAUGCAACCUCAUCACCAGAAGUUAAUGCAACAUUAUCACCAGCAGGCAAUGCAACCACACCACUAGCAGGCAAUGAGACAUCACCAUCAGUAAAUGCAACCUCAUCACCAGCAGGCAAUGAGACAUCACCACCAGCAGUAAAUGCAACUUCAUCACCAGCAAGCAAUGAGACUUCAUCACCAGCAGUUAAUGCAACCUCACCACCAGCAGUCAACGAGACAUCACCAGCAAUUAAUGCAACCUCGCCACCAACAGUCAAUGAGACAUCACCAUCAGUUAAUGCAACCUCAUCACCAGCAGGCAACGAGACAUCACCAGCAGUUAAUGCAACCUCAUCACCAGAAGUUAAUGGGACCUCACAACCACCAGCCACCACAUUGCCAUCUCAAGGCACCACAAAUGGAACAUCUUCACCAUCAACAAUGCCUACUGCCAUUCCGACUACCACCACAACAGCUGCACCACCACAACCACCUAAAAUUAAUUUGGGAUUUAAGUUGCAGAAAACCUUUACAGAAGAACUUAAUAACCCUUCCUCACCACAGUUCAAAGCUUUGGAAAAUGAAGUAACCACAGCGCUCAACGAGGUUUAUAAAAGGCAAUAUGGACCUAGUUUCAAUCAGACUAACGUCAGAGGAUUCAGGAGUGGUUCCAUUGUGGCAGAUGUUGACCUGAUAUUCAACGAGGGGGAGCCCCUACCCAAUGCCACUUCAGCAGCGGACACUCUGGUGGCUGCUGUUUCUAGCGGAAACUUUUCCCUCAAUGUCAACACAUCAUCUAUUACAGCAACUGUUGUGGAGACACCAACUGAAGCCCCUGUCACAGUUGUACCUUCCACUUCAGUUUCAAUUCCCAUUUCAGUCAACGUGACCUCAUCACCUGUCAACGUGACCUCACCACCAGUCAACAUGACCUCACCACCAGCCAACAUGACGUCGCCACCACUCAACAUAACCUCACCACCAGUCAACAUGACCUCACCACCAGUCAACAUGACCUCUCCUCCACCAGUCAACAUGACGUCACCACCAGUCAACAUGACCUCUCCUCCACCAGUCAACAUGACGUCACCACCAGUCAACAUGACCUCUCCUCCACCAGUCAACAUGACGUCACCACCAGUCAACAUGACCUCUCCUCCACCAGUCAACAUGACGUCACCACCACUCAACAUAACCUCACCACCAGUCAACAUGACCUCUCCUCCACCAGUCAACAUGACCUCACCACCAGUCAACAUGACCUCUCCUCCACCAGUCAACAUGACGUCACCACCAGUCAACAUGACCUCUCCUCCACCAGUCAACAUGACGUCACCACCACUCAACAUAACCUCACCACCAGUCAACAUGACGUCACCACCAGUCAACAUGACCUCUCCUCCACCAGUCAACAUGACGUCACCACCAGUCAACAUGACCUCUCCUCCACCAGUCAACAUGACGUCACCACCAGUCAACAUGACCUCACCACCAGUCAACAUGACCUCUCCUCCACCAGUCAACAUGACGUCACCACCAGUCAACAUGACCUCUCCUCCACCAGUCAACAUGACGUCACCACCACUCAACAUAACCUCACCACCAGUCAACAUGACCUCUCCUCCACCAGUCAACAUGACCUCACCACCAGUCAACAUGACCUCUCCUCCACCAGUCAACAUGACGUCACCACCAGUCAACAUGACCUCUCCUCCACCAGUCAACAUGACGUCACCACCAGUCAACAUGACCUCUCCUCCACCAGUCAACAUGACGUCACCACCAGUCAACAUGACCUCUCCUCCAGUGACACCAUCCUCACCACCAGUCAACAUGACCUCACCACCACUCAACAUGACCUCACCACCAGUCAACAUGACGUCACCACCACUCAACAUGACCUCACCACCAGUGACACCAUCCUCACCACCAGUCAACAUGACCUCACCACCAGUCAACAUGACAUCACCACCACCAGUCAUCACACCCGUGCCUACAAAUGGAACGUCAGCACAGCCAGUUAUCACAACUACUACUACUACAACAGCUGCCCCAGUAAACUCAGCAGUCAGACUUGGAUUUAGCUUGGGGCGGACGUUUGAACCAGAACUUGCAAACAGAUCCUCUGAAGCGUUCAGGAGUUUAGCAAAUACAGUUACAGCAUCCUUGGACAAUGUCUACAGCAGAAGAUAUGGAAGCCGCUACCGGGGAUCUAGGGUCACUUCUUUCCGGCAAGGUUCAGUUGUGGUAGAUGCUGAGUUGAUAUUUAACAAUGCCAGCACAGUUCCAGAAGCUAGUGAUGUGGAAGUCGGUCUAAUAGAGGCAGCAACCAACUCUUCUAACUUCUCCCUCCCAGUGAACAUUUCAACUAUUGCUGCAACAAGAAUUAUUACUACAUCUGCCCCAACUGCAGCUCCAACCGCAGCACCUAAUGCUACAGUUGCCCCAACCGCAGCACCCAAUGCUACAGUGGCCCCUACCGCAGCACCUAAUGCUACAGAGGCCUUUACGGCAGCACCCAAUGCUACAGUGGCCCCUACCGCAGCACCCAAUGCUACAGAUGCCCCAACCAUGGCUCCCAAUGCUACAGUUGCCCCAACCGCAGCUCCCAAUGCUACAGUUGCCCCAACCAUGGCUCCCAAUGCUACAGUUGCCCCAACCAUGGCUCCCAAUGCUACAGUUGGCCCAACCGCAGCUCCCAAUGCUACAGAGGCCCCAACCAUGGCUCCCAAUGCUACAGUUGCCUCAACCAUGGCUCCCAAUGUUACAGUUGCCUCAACCGCAGCUCCCAAUACUACAGUUGCCUCAACCGCAGCUCCCAAUACUACAGUUGCCUCAACCAUGGCUCCCAAUGCUACAGUUGCCUCAACCACAACUCCCAAUGCUACAGUUGCCUCAACCGCUGCUCCCAAUACUACAGUUGCCUCAACCACAGAUUCUACUACUUCAGUCACAACUGCAACCACCACUGCAUCCACAGAUCCACCUUCAUUCAAUGAGGGGACACUUGGCCUCACAUUCAGUCUCAACCAAACAUUUACAUCAGAUCUCGCCAAUCCAUCCUCAUCAGCUUUCCAAACCUUGGCUGCAACUGUGGUCAGAGAGAUAAACAUUGUCGGUAGGAGGCUCUAUGGCUCAACUUUCCUUCGCUCAAUCGUGAAUGCAUUCAGGAGUGGAUCAGUGGUUGUCGACAUGACUCUUGUGUUCAGGGAUCAAAACUCAGUUCCUGAUCCAAGCACGGCAACUACAGAUUUCAGCAAUGAACUCAACUCCACUUCCCUGAAUUUCAUACCAGGCAGCGUUUCUGCACAUUCUGCAUCAGGCAGUCCUCCUCGGCCCACGACAGCGACUCUGGCUGUCAUCACCCUAACACUGGUGGCUGUCACACAGAUGUUGAUUAAUUUGUAGCCGGCACCCAAGACACACCAGUAACCGGACACAGGGACACGCCAGAAAUGACAAAUGAAAGGAGUGUGCAUUAUGAAAUUUACCAAUAUAUGGUAAAAAGAUGUGUGCUGUGUGUCAAAGAUUAAGAUCACGAGUAUUUUACAGUAUUUUCCAAAUUUUAAGAAGUGAUAAUUGUUUGAAGAACCUAAUAUUUGUUACCCUUUUUCAUUUAAGUAGUUGCCUUCCAGUUUAUUCUUUAUUGUAUUUGUUUUGAAAAUGCAUGUUUGAAUGCCACUUUCUAUUGUGGCAUUGAAUUUUAAAAAUGCAAAUACUUAGUAGCAAUUUAUGACAUAUUUAUUUCUCUUUCAAAUCAUCAUAUGAUUCAGCAGGAUACAGUUUAUGUGCUGAGACAUUGUGCAGUGAAAGGCUGAAAAGGAAGAAGUGUAACGUGGUGCGUGUUGUGCCAGAGGCUGUGAGAAUAAAAUGAUCCUGAUCCUGCAGAACCAAUGAUUCAUGUUCUGUCAAAACUCAUGUUUCAGUUUUUGGAGAAUCAUCCAGCAUCAGGUGAAGGGAGUGUGAUGUGGAUUGCCUUUAAAUGAGCUGCUUAAAACUAAUCUAUGUACUAUUAUCAUAAUAUUCAUUUAGAAAUAUGUUUUGAUUGAUUAUUUGAUCAACAAUACCUGAUGAACACUGGUUCUUCCUGUGUAUUAAAGGUGGAGUGCUAAAAUUGUAUUGUUAAUCAGCAAUAAGUAUUAAAAUGUUCCCUUAAAAAAUA